This is a messenger RNA of Asterias rubens (European starfish), 588 nucleotides long. Its product is annotated as collagen triple helix repeat-containing protein 1-like. Bases 1 to 588 code for a protein of 195 amino acids. Lineage: Eukaryota; Metazoa; Echinodermata; Asteroidea; Forcipulatida; Asteriidae. The transcript has 4 exons. The record is from RefSeq and is a predicted model, not a curated record.
AUGACGUCAUCUGUGACGUUUGUGAUCAUUAUAUCCUGCUGUGCGAUUCUUGUGCCGUGUGUGGACUCUUGGGGUUCGUCUUGCUCCCAAGGCCCACCGGGGCCUCCGGGACCUCCAGGCCCCCAAGGAUCGGGUGGCGAUUCCGGUGCACCCGAAUACUUAGACUAUAACAACUGGAGACAAUGUGCUUGGAGAUCAGCCAAUGGCAACGACUAUGACACCAAUAUUCAGACAUGCACCUUCCAGAAACGCUAUUCAGACAGCGCCCUCUAUGUCGCUUACGGGGGUAACCUUCGACUGUACGGGUGCCAUGGUUGUUGCAAGAGAUGGUACUUUACCUUUAACAACAACGAGUGCUCACCAAUCCCAAUUGAUGGCGUCGUGUAUCAGGAAAAUACGUACCAUAUGAAUCUACACAGGCACAGAAACAUAGAAGGUUACUGCCACACGCUGGGUUCGGGACAAGUUGACGUCCGUUUUGCCAUUGGUGAUUGUCCUGGAUACGGCAACGCAGACGGCUACUCUGGGUGGAACAGCGUCUCUCGUAUCAUCAUACGAGAGGUUCCUGCCUCUCCUUACGGAUACUAA